This is a messenger RNA of Tricharina praecox, 1096 nucleotides long. RefSeq lists its product as uncharacterized. The record is from RefSeq and is a predicted model, not a curated record. Lineage: Eukaryota; Fungi; Ascomycota; Pezizomycetes; Pezizales; Pyronemataceae. Gene Ontology annotation, cellular component: ribonucleoprotein complex; nucleus; cytosol. Gene Ontology annotation, molecular function: poly(A) binding; mRNA 3'-UTR binding; poly(U) RNA binding. The coding region runs from base 1 to 921 and encodes 306 amino acids. The transcript has 6 exons.
AUGGACACGGAGCAUGGUACCUGCAAGGGGUAUGGAUUCGCUCGUUACGCGUCCAUGCAAGAGGCCGAGAACUGCAUUCGUGGCCUUGUUGGUCAGAAGUACGAGGCUGGCUUUGCUCGUGAAUCCUUCAAUGCUCGUCUCAAGACUCUGGCGGAUCCAAACUCGACGAAUAUCUAUGUCUCCAACCUCCCACGCAGCAUGACUGAGAAGGACAUGCAAGACAUCUUUGCCGGCUAUGUUGUGAUCUCCAACAGGAUACUCAGGGACAGCCACGGAGUUAGCCGCGGUGUCGGAUUUGCUAGAUUCGAAUCACGCGAGAUCUGCAAUGAGAUCAUCAAGAAUUUCCACGGCAUGCCGGUCGGAGAAGAGGCUCUCGCCCUGCAGGUUCGUUACGCAGACACCAGCGCCCAGAAACGCCUGAAGGCAACUACCACGAAGAAGCGCCAGUAUCGCUCCAACGAGUACAAUAGUGUUGUCAAUGGGUCUUACUACAACAAUCAGUCGCACAUGUCGUAUGGAGGACAAAAUCCGCACUUUAGAAACCGUGUAUGGUUGCGUCAGAGCUCCAUGAGUUCCAACGGUGAUGGCGGUGUUCAUCUGAAUUCACGCGAUUCUCACUCGUCGUCGAGCACCAAUAGAAAGAACUGGGACAGGUCCCAGGACUGGAAGGGUAUCGGCGACGAAAACAAGCCGGCCGGUUGGAGGGCUCCCGGAAACGCCGCUACCGACCCAUCCAAGUUGGAGACUGUCCACGAAGACGACGGAGACACGAUCUCGGAAGCUCAUUCGGAGGGCACUGCGAAUGGACACGAUUACGGACAGCUCCCCCAUGCGGGUAGGACCUCUAGUGGCAGCGCGUCUGAUCCGGGUGACAGUUACGGUGGCCGCGAGUACCGCAAGGACGGAAGUUUCAUCUGCUAGACAGGUUGGAGCUAUUUGGCGGAGCUCUGGUUGACGGGAUGGAUUAGUGGCUUGUGGUGUUUACAUUUUUUUCCUUUCUUUUCCUCAUGAUGUAUUUGCUUUUGUCCCCUUCCUUACUACUUGUAGGUUGAGGGCUUUUCUUUGGCAUGGCUUGGAGGAAUGACCAUGCUUCUCG